Molecule: messenger RNA, 5368 nt
Organism: Cinara cedri
Lineage: Eukaryota; Metazoa; Arthropoda; Insecta; Hemiptera; Aphididae
Source: the annotation of a GenBank genome assembly
UGAUUGGACGGAUAACAAAUUUACCCGGAGCAAUUGUAACUUCUCUCCAGGUGAUAAGAUAAAUAAACUCCAAAAAAAGUAAUCAGUACGAUUGCAGUGCCGACGCACAAAAAUCGGGAGUAAAUGUGUUAUUGGCUCGUCUGGAAACCUUAGCAUAAUCAUAACGGACAGCGUCGAGGCUGCGCUGAUUAUGAUUAUUAUUUUGUCAAGGUAGUGGUAACGUACAUUCUCGUAAAUUUCCAACUCGCAAGUCGUAAUUUGUUUGUGCAUUCUAUUGUGCUCAUCGCUGUUCUCUGGUACUCGGUUUCUUACUCACUGACGGUUGAGCAUUGUUUAAUGUUUGUUUGUAAAUUUUUAUAAAAUCUUUGUUCUCAAUAAAACGAGUGUAAAAUGGGAAAACACAGGAAGACCAUCAGUUCUGACGAGUCGUCUGAAUUCAGCAGUGACGAUGUAAUUAUUACUAUUCAUUAUAAUCAAUGACAUUAUUUAAUAGGUAGCUAACGAUUAGUUUGCCAGUCAUAUGUCAAUUUUCUGUCAACAGGAUAUCAGUAUGGGUAAAAAAAAAAAGAGAUCCAAAACAUCUCCACCGUCCAAUCGUCAUUAUAGGAAAAAGUCAAAAACAUCCAAAAAUAAUUCCUAUAAUUCUGACUCUUCAUCACUGUCUGAAGGUGAAAUAGCUGAUGACAAAUCAAAGAAAAAUCAAAAUAUUAAACAGCCUAGUAAAAAAUUGAGUGUGUCUGAUGAUUCGACAGAUAGUAGUGAUAGUUCCGACUCUGAUUCUAGAAGUAAAACUAAAGAAAAAAGUAUUUCAGGUGAGUGUAUUUGAAUAUUAUUACUUAAUUUACUAUUUACUAUUUACUAAUUUCUAAUUUGAGAUGGCACUAUUUAUGUUCUCUAUCUGAUAUUUAUUUACUUAUUUCCUUUUCGUUUUUUAUAGAAAGUGAAUCUUCUGAUACUGAUGAAGAAUUUAAUGAUGGAUUUGAUGAGCAGUUAAUGGGCGAUGAUGAAGAUAAAGAACGUCUAGCUAAAAUGACAGAAAAGGAACGUGAAACUGAAAUAUUUAAACGUAUUGAAGCACGAGAAACUAUGAAAACCAGGUAAAAGAAAAUUAUUAUUUUUUUUUAACCAGAUAUUAUAUUUAAUUUUUUUUUAGAUUUGAAAUUGAAAAAAAGCUUAAACGAGCCAGGAAAAAAGAAAUGAAAGAACAAAAAUCAUUAGAAAAAAACUUGGCUGUAAACAACAAAAGUGAAUCACCAACAAACUCUAUACCUCUAGAUUUAAAAGAUCGUGUAAAAGAACGGAAGAAAAAUAUUGAAAAAAACAAAUUUAAAGAUGACAAAAAGACAGCAAUGACAUUACUUAAAGCAAGGCGGGAUGAAAAACGUGAAAGAGGUAUAAUAAACUUUAGUACUUAUUAUAAUAUAUGGUUUUUAAAAAUAAAUAUUUAAUCUAUCUAAUUAUAAUAAUAAUAAUAUUUAUGUUUCAGAGGAAGAAAAAGAAAAAGAGAAGAAAAAAGAUUUAGAAAAAAAAUUAGAUGAUGAAUCUGAUGACGAAUCAGAUCAAAAUCAGACAAAAUUAAAAGCUUCAGAUAUAUACUCUGAUGACAGUAAUUCCUCAAGUGAUUCUGCUUCAAGCAAUGAUCGUCCUUCAAAAAAGCGCCUUAACUCUUCAGAUUCUGAUUCAGAUACACUUUUUAAGUAAGAUAAAGUGAUCCAUAAUAAACUAAAUUUACUCGAUAAAUAUAUAUGCCCUUAUAAAAUGUUUAGUGAGAACAAAAUGCAUUAUAUUACCAAAAGAGACGAGUUGAAUAAAAUCAGAUUGUCCAGGUUUAAGAUGGAAAAGUAAUUUAUAAAACAAAUUGUUAAAAGGUAACAUUUUCUUCAUUAAUUUCUUCAUGCGAUUUUAGAUUUGUGCAUUUACCAACAUUCAAGAAAACUGUUAUGGGAUGUUUCGUUAGAAUAGGAAUUGGAAAUUUUAAUGGAGUCCCUGUUUAUCGAGUAUGAUUUUUGUUUUAUUCAUUAAAACCAAGGCUGGGAAACAUUGAAAUGUUUUGAUUUUUGUCCAGAAAGGUUUUACCAAGGUUUUCGAAAAUUAAAAUAAUAAUAAUAAUAAUAAUAAUAAUAAUAAAGAAACAAAAAAUGAGUAAAAUAAUUAAAAAUAUUAAAAAUUAAAUGGAAAUAAACUAUGCCACGAUACAAUGAUAUUAAUAUAAUAAUAACAAUUUUGGUUUUUAUUUAAUAAAAACUAUAUUUUUUACAUUAAUAAACAAAAAGAAAAAAAAAUGUUUUCCAGCCCGGAUUACAGUAUUAAAUUAACCAAUAACUUAUUAUUUAGGUGGCUGAAAUUUGUGAUGUUUGUGAAACAGCAAAAGUAUAUCAAUUAGGAAGUACUCGAACAAAUAAAGGCUUACGACUUAGGUAUAUAUAUAUAAUGUAUGCAAUUAAUACCUACAUAUUCAUACAUUUAAACAUUUUGUAUUUUAGACAUGGUAACAAUGAAAAAGUAUUUCGUUUGGAGUUUAUUAGUAAUCAAGAGUUUACAGAGAGUGAAUUCAUUAAAUGGAAAGAUAUUUGUCAUUCAAAUCGAAUAUUAUUACCUACCAUAGAAGAACUUAAUAUUAAAAUUAGGGAUAUUAAAGCAGCGUUAGCAUACCAAUUCAAAGAUGAAGAUGUUGAAAAGGUUACCUUUGCAUUUUAUUAAAUGGCAAAAACAAAUAAUUAAAAUAUAUUUUUAGAUUGUUCGUGAGAAAGAGCGAUUCAAAACAAACCCUCACAAUUAUGCAAUGAAAAAAACUUCACUCAUAAAGGAAAGAGAUGAUGCACAAGCUUUGUGAGUCUACUUUAGUAAUAGUUAUAUAAUAUUGUACAAAUAAUUAAUUUUAGGGGGAAAGUAGAAGAAGUUUCAAAAAUUGAACAGCAGCUAUCAGAAUUAGAAGAAAGAGCUAAUCACUUGGACAAAAUGAGAACUAGUACAAUUUCUAGUAUUUCUUAUAUAAAUGAUAGAAAUCGCAAACGAAAUGUUGAACAAGCAGAAAAAGCCAUUUUGGUAAUUGCUUAUGUAAUUUACUUAAUGUUAAAAUUAUAAAUAUAUUUUAUUUAUAGGAAGAACUAAAAGCUAAUAAGGGAAAAAAAAUAGAUGAUCCAUUCACUCGGCGAAGUACUAAACCAUGUAUGAAAUUUAGAGCUAAGCCAAGUUCUGGUAAUGAAGGUUCUGAGAUUACAGAUAUAGAUGAUUCUAAAACUGAUGUUGAAUCCAAUGAUUCUAAGGUUGGCCAUAAUUUAAUUUAAUUAUACAUACCCAUUUGAAUUAUAAUCAAUUUGUAUUCAAAAAUAUUUUAGGUUGUUGGUGAUUCUCAAAAAAGUACAAUGAAAGCAAAUGACCUUUAUGCUGUGCAUGAUUUUGAUAUUGACUUAAAUAUACAAUUACCAAUUUAGGUAUAUAAAUUUAAAAAAAAAAUUGUGAGUGAGUGUGAGUUUUUGUAAAUAUAUUCAAUUAAAAUGAUUUUUGUAAUCCUUAUUACUUUUUAUAUAUAUUAAAAAAAAAAAAGUUAAAACUAGAUUAGUAUUUAUCUUUCAAUUGUACCUUAAAAAAGUGUAUCUCUUCAUAAAUAUGUACUUAAUAACUAUGUUGUAAUUUAAAAUUAAGACAUUUUUUAAUUUCUCUUGCCUUUUGUCUUAUACCCCAGCAUUUGUGUAUAAUUAAAAUGUUGCCCAUUUUAAAAAAUAUAACUUAAAAAUAAUUAUUAUAAAGCUGAAAUAUUUUAUUAUGUCAAGUAUUAUAUAAUGUAUUAAACUAUACUAUUAUCCUAAAAUGAAUUGUUAUAGUUGACAAUUUAAUGAACAUAUAUUUAUGUAUUCAAAUGAAGUGCGAUUAUUAAUUUUAAAAUAUUAGAAUACAUGACAUUUAAAUUUUGUUAUUCAAAUUUAGGUGUGUAGAUAUUCUUACUAUCCAUUUUGUAUAACAGUAGACUUUAUAAGCAACACUUAUUUGAGUAUUAGGUUAUGGAAUGUAAUAAUCUCAAAUCUCAAACAUGUCCUUGGGUAUAUAAUGACUGGGUAUACUUACAAUUAUUUCUGUAAAACAUUAGUUUAGGUUAGCUUUGCUAAGUAUUUUUUUAAAAGUGAGAAUUGCUGGUGCAUUUUUAAAUUCAUUUGUAUUAGAUUUUAUUUUAAGAUUAUAUUCAAUUAUUAAUUUAUAUUUUGCGAAAACAAUUAGAAAAUGUAACUUGCCUACAAUUACCAAAUUUAUAUAAUGAGGCUAAAACUGUCCUAAGAAAUCUAAUUUUAACAUAAUUAUUUCAAUUAUCAAUAAGCUUAUAUAAUGUAUACACAGUGAAUUGUGAAAUAAUUUUUAAGUAGUUAAGAUUUGAAUUGCUUAUUUUAUAGAUCUAAGUACAAAAGACAACCAGAUGGGGAGAUCCCUUAGCUAGACCCCCUUGUUCUUGCCAUAUAUUUAAAAACCUAUAUAUACAAAUUAUGUAUUUAAUUUUGAAUUUAAUGUGUUGAAGAUAUUUUCAUGAUUAUAUAGGUGGACCCCCACGCUUGAAUAAAUUUUGGUUGCACUUCAGCUUGUAUAUUUUGAAUUUAGAAAUUUAGUUGUAUUAUAAAUAGUUGUACUUCAGCUUGUAUAUUUUGAAUUUAGAAAUUUAGUUAUAUUAUAGUAGUUGCACAAAUAUCACUUAAAAUUUAUUUGUACAUUAAUACAAAUAAGCUUAUUUAAAAAAGUAGAAAAAUAGUAACAGUGCUGUUAUACAUAAAUGUGGAUUAGGAGGAGGAGGAUGGUAAGAGAGAAUAUGAUUAGGAUAUAUAUGUUUAAAAGUUAUGUGGAGAUAGUUGGGGUGUGCAUGAAAGAAAUGGUGAUGGUCAGUUACAUGAUUUAAGCAGACUUAAGUGUUGUUGAAAAUAGGGAAGGGAGAAGAAGAAAAGUAAAAUUAUUUAUCUAUUAAAUAAGUAGGCACAUAUUAUAUUUUAAUAGUCCUAUGUUUAAUUAAUCAGUACCUAUUAAUAUAUAACUUAUAUUAAUUGCAUACAUAUAUAUAUAUAUAUGUGUGUAACCUUUUCUAAGUUAUAUUUCUGUUUUUUUUUUAUAGAUUUAAUUUUCUAUUUACAAUAUAUUAGUGGAUCAUUUUGUAGAUUUAAUAAUGUAUUGCAUACUAUUUCUUUUUCUGGCAUGUUAACAUAGAAAAACAUAAUUUAUAAAUAAUUAAAUAAUGAGUUAAUGCAUUUACUUAGCAGGUAUACUAGUUAAUUACAAGUUAUAAUAGAAACUUAUAAUUUCUUAUAGCCCAGUAUAAGUUUUAAAAAUUGACUUAACUUAUUGUUAUAAUUAACUAUUCAGAUUAUAAAUAAUAAUAAAAGAAUUCUCUGAG